Molecule: messenger RNA, 1722 nt
Organism: Salvia miltiorrhiza (redroot sage)
Lineage: Eukaryota; Viridiplantae; Streptophyta; Magnoliopsida; Lamiales; Lamiaceae
Exons: 2
Coding region: 203-1444 (413 amino acids)
Biological process (GO): regulation of DNA-templated transcription; chloroplast organization
Cellular component (GO): chloroplast
Molecular function (GO): double-stranded DNA binding
Source: RefSeq, a predicted model, not a curated record
AAAUGAAAUAUUUAUGAAGGAUAGAGAGAGUACAAAAUAGCUCAGCCCAGCCCAGUCCAGCCCAAAAGAGAAAUAAAACUGAGACUAUUUUGCUACGGCGGCGCCGCCGCUUCAGAAACCCUCAAUUUAGAAGCUUUCAAUCCGUCCAUUUUGCAGGCGAGUCGUUUAUCAUUUCCCAAUACAAGUUCUAUUUCUAUCAAACAUGAUUGCAAUUGCACGCAGGAAUCUCUCCUGUUUAUUUGCAAACCCUAAUUCAUUUCUCUGCAACUCCAAUGCUCAUUUCUUCCCGUCAAUCCAUUUCUUCUCCACUUGGAGGGUGGAAAACCCUAACCCUGAAAUCCACGAUCUAUUGCUCAACAAAUACCAAUUUCAUCCUGUUUUAGCUUCACUAGCUUCAUCGGGUUUACCUAAAUCUAGUUGCCCCAUAAGAGCUGAUUCAGUAGUGUCAUUCCUCAAAGAGAAUGGUUUUACGGCUACUCAGCUGCAGAAAGUCGUCGCAUAUUUUGAUUAUCGAGUUCUAGGGUUUACUAUUGAGACCAUGAAUUUCAAAUUCAAUGUAUUCCGAAAUUUAGGCCUUUGCCCCAAGGGGAUUGCCAAGAUAAUAUCCGAAAAUCCGGUUAUUUUACAUUCAAAUUAUGAGAAAAGGAUCAUUCCCAGACUAUCGACGCUAAAGCGCUUGCUGGGAUCCGAUCAUGAUGUGGCCAGACUUUUGAAACGACGCAGCCAUUUUCUGUUAAUCAAUUUGGAGGAAACCUUAUUGCCAAAUAUGGAAAUCUUGAAGAGCUAUAGCAUUCCAAUGGAGCUUAUCCGUCUUCAUUUACUCCAACUUCGCCCGAGAUUUUUCUUGCUCGAUCCGGAUACUGUGCGGAGAUCUGUAGUCUGGACCAUAGAAUUUGGGAUCCCUCAUACUUCAGCUGUUUUUAUCCAAGCUGCGAAUCUUUUUACUCAUACGAGUGAAGAGAUGUGGGAAGUCAAGGCGCAAACUCUCCGCGAUUUGGGAUUUUCUGAUGAUGAUAUACUCACAAUAUUUAAGAAGCAACCAUCAGUUUUUUCACAAUCUGAGGAGAAAAUGAAGAAUGUCACAGAGCAUCUGCUUGCUACCGGUAGGUACAAGAUAUCGAGCAUUGUCACUUGUCCAGUAGCACUCCAGUGUAGUGUGAAGAAGACGCUUGAGCCGCGUCUGCAAAUACUUCGACUUUUGGAAAGUAUGAGUCUGAUUGAAAAGUGGCCAUCUCUUUCCGCAGUUGCUAGAUUACAAGAGGUUAGAUUCUUUGACAGAUUCGUUAAGCCUUAUUGUGAUGAGAUUGGCGAAAGAACACAUCACAACGAUGUAUGUCGAGGACUGAAAGAGGCGAAGCUUUGUAAGCAACGAUCUUCGUCUUUUGCAAUCGGAAGCUCAAGGUUUUGCUCCCUGUCUUGCUGUGAGUUUGAAAGCAUAGUGUGAUGAUGCGGCGUCGGAGGGCUGGUGAAGUUGGGGAAGGCCUUGAGCUAGCUAAAGAAGCCAUGGUGAUUCAAAUGGAUUGUUAGAGUUUAUAUUCUAAACUUUCUUGUAUUGGAUGCAUUUCGAAGCAAUUGCAUUAGAGUUGGAGGUGACUGGCAAUAUUGAGUAUAUGAAUUUUUAGUAGAUCAGUAGGCGAAAUAUGCUGUUGUGAAUCUUUGUGGCCUUUGCCAGUGUUUCUCAAUUAAUCAUCUCAUUAAUGGAACUUACCUUCUAUUUCUCAA